Molecule: messenger RNA, 8158 nt
Organism: Aedes albopictus (Asian tiger mosquito)
Lineage: Eukaryota; Metazoa; Arthropoda; Insecta; Diptera; Culicidae
Exons: 2
Coding region: 1760-3169 (469 amino acids)
Molecular function (GO): catalytic activity
Source: RefSeq, a predicted model, not a curated record
UCAUUUAAGAAAUUACUUCUACAAUUUCUUUUUGAAUGCCUUCUGUUAUUCCGUUGACAAAUUCACUGUAAAAUGAUCUGGAAAUGCCUUUCGAAUUUUCUUCGAAAAUUUGUGAUGUUUUUCGGGAUUCCUUUCGGAAAUUAUUUUGCCAAUUCCUUCUUUUUUCGGUCAUUUCAUUAUGGUGCUUUUAUGCAUUUCUAUGUGAACUUUUCUGAAGAUUGCUUUGUGAUGUGUUUAAUUCUUUGGGAAUCUGUCUAGCAAUUCCUUUCGUAUUUAAAAAUUAUUUUGAUAACUUGGUAAUUUUGGCCAUUCCAUUUUUUAAUGUUCCAGGCCCGAUAUUAUUCUUUGCCAAAGAAAUUUCCUUUACGAAAAGUUUCUGGACAUACCGGGAAUUGAACUCGUCACCCUCAGCUUGGUGAUGCUGAAUACCCACGGCAUUGCAGCUCACAGUUCCAAAGCUAUUUGUCGAAUAAAUUACCAAAGGCAGCAGUGUUAGUAAAACUCCCCCAGAAGUGCCUGAAGGCCGUAGGUAGUAAUUAUCAAAAAAAUACCUAAGAAACUAAAAAAAACUAUAGGAACUGUUGGAUUAUGGUUCACAGAAAUUGCUAAAAUAGUAUCCAAAGAAGGUAAUUCAAAAUACAUUACUAGAAAAAUAUAAGGAUUUUCUCAAUUGACGAAAAAUGCCCAUUCAAUUAUUGUAGGAAUUAGCGAAGAAGUGUUCAGACACAAUAGUGGGAUACGUUACGGAAUUUCAUGGGAAUUGACAAUUUACUUGGGAAAUGACUGCGCGAUUUUUUUUGGGAAUUUCUUCGGCAAUUUGUUUAGUAUAACUCUUUCUUCUGGAAAUCCUGCAGUAUUUUUUUUUUAGAAAUUCUUUCAAUUAUUUCGAUUUGAUUUCCUUCUGCUACUCCGUCGACAAAUUCCAUGGUAAUGGUUUUGGAAUUUUCUCCUUUGGAUUCUUUUGAGAACUGAUCCGGAAAUUCCUUUAACAUUCAUUUAGAAAUCGUUUUUGGAAGUGCCAUCGAAACUCAUUCGGUAUUUUGAGAAAUUCUUCAGCAAUGCACAGUGGGAAAAAUAGGUGUAAAACGUGAAUUAAUUCAAUAUCUCUGCUCGGAGUGCGGCUGUUCGAGUCCGUAUGAAGUUAAUCAUCAAUAUUAACUUCUUUUCUCGAUCAGCCUAUAUAGCUGUGUAGUGUCGGUAGCAAUUGUCUCAACUGGCUAAGAAUAACACUACGGACCGCCUGUUCCGGUGGUAAGAAUCCACCAACAGGUGACCCCUAAUUCAUGGUGUGAUGCGGCUUUAUGCUCACCGUGCCUAGGAAUGAAUGGCUAGGGGGGUCUAAUAAAAACCUAACCGCUAACGGAGCCUGUGGAGUACCAGGGCGCUCUCCACAGUAUGUAGCCCUUACUGCGCUAACCGGAGCAAUGGUGAAGUGGACCUUGUGUUUCUUCGAGACAAUCAGCUGCCCUUCUUUAGUCUCACUUGAGGCUAAAUAAGGGCGGGAUUAUGAAGAUGUUGUUAAUUAGUUUAAAUUUUCACCUAUAUGGUUUCGCAUUAUGCGAUUUACACAGUGUAUUCUGUGUAUCCUCGCCUUUGGCGUUUUCCAAUCGAUACCGAUUUGGUUUUAUUGUUGCUGUUCUUUGUCGUGCUGUUGUUGCGAAGAGUUUAAUCUUUCCUAGUUUGGGUAGUGGCUACGGUUAAGAUAGCUCAGAUCAAUCUUCAGCAUAAAAGAACAGCAACGAUCAAUCUUUGCAGACUUAUGCAAAAUGGUACAGCCCAAGUGGCCUUGGUACAAGAACCUUACUUUCGUAAGGGAAAUUUCUAUCUAGGAAACCUUGUGAACCCGGUGUUUGCCACUUUCAGUAAACAUGAAAUGGCAAGCUCGCGUGUCAUGCCUCGAGCCUGUGUGCUUGUCAACAACGCAAUAGUUGCUACACUCAUCUCUGAACUAACCACCAGAGAUGUAUGUGCUAUCAAAAUUGAUGUAUCUGUUGGAAACCUCAACAGGAAAUACGUAUAUUGUUCUGUGUAUUUACCGCAUGAUGAACCAUCCCCUACGGAUGCUUUUAAACAAGUCAUCGCAUACUGCACUUCAAAAGGCCUUCCGCUAAUUGUUGGCAGUGAUGCUAAUGCUCACCAUAUCUUCUGGGGCAGCUCAGACAUUAACUUGAGAGGCUCCAGUUUGAUGGAGUACUUAAGUAGUACAGAUCUUGCAUUACUUAACAUAGGCAACCGCCCAACCUUCAUGGUAUCUGCUAGAGAGGAAGUGUUAGAUAUAACGCUUUGCUCUAGCAGAAUUAGUCACGAGCUGACCAAUUGGCAUGUGUCAGAUGAAGAAUCUUUAUCUGACCAUCGCUACAUCUUUUUUGAACAUUUAAAUGUUACUUCGCAAACAUUGCGUUUCAGGAAUCCUCGGUCAACAAACUGGGAUCUUUAUACUGAUUUGGUUGCAGCCAAAUUUCAUGGAUAUUCACCAUCCAUUGACACUCCAAGUGAUUUAGAUGAUGCCGUUGAUACUACAACGACCUUCAUCAUGGAAGCUUUUGAAGAAGCAUGCCCUCUACGGUCUGUGAAGAUCACAAGAGGAACCCCUUGGUGGAACUCUGAUCUGGCGAAACUCAGGAAACAAUGUAGAAAGAGUUGGAACAGACGACGUUCGGCUGGUUCGGAGGCUUUCAGGUCGGCUCGCAAGGCCUACAGGAAAGCUCUCCGGUCUGCUGAACCUUCCUGCUGGAAAAACCUUUGUACAAAUGUUUCCAGCUUGAGUGAAGUCAGUCGGUUAAACAAAAUCCUUACGAUAUCUAAGGAUUUCCGGGUGAACGAACUUCGUUUGCCAAAUGGCGAUCUGACUUCCUCUGAUGAGGAAGUUCUGGAAUGCUUAUUCAGCACACACUUCCCUGGAUGUGUGGAUAUUACAUCUUCGGAUGAUUCUGAUGUCUUUUCUUGUAGUUAUGAUUCUUUAGCUUCGGCUCGGAGUAUUGUAACUAUAGAAUCGAUUGAGUGGGCUCUUAAUAGCUUUGCUCCUUUCAAAUCUCCUGGGGCAGAUGGGAUUUAUCCUAUUUUGCUUCAGAAGGGAUUUGAUUAUUUCAAACAUGUUUUAAAAAAAAACUACUUGUUUGCAGUUUUGCUACAGGGUAUAUUCCCAAAUCCUGGCGGGAUAUUACUGUAAAGUUUAUUCCGAAAGUGGGUCGUGCGUCGUAUGAAGAAGCAAAGAGUUUCAGACCUAUCAGUUUGACCUCUUUUCUUCUGAAAUGCUUAGAACGCAUUGUGGAUCAUCACAUCCGUGAUGUUCAUCUGGCCAACGUGCCUCUUCAUGUGAAUCAACAUGCCUACCAAUCUGGUAAGUCCACUGUGACUCUUUUACACAAGGUUGUUUACGAUAUCGAGAAAGCAUUCGCUCAAAAGCAAUCUUGUUUGGGUGUUUCUUAGAUAUCGAGGGUGCCUUGACAACGUGCCUUUCGAUGCCAUAUUGGAAGCCGCACGGAGUCAUGGUAUAUCUCCAAUGAUAUCCAAUUGGAUUCACCAAAUGCUCAAAAACCGAUAUCUCUUCUCGACAUUGCGUCUAGCAGGGAUUAGAAAAUUGAGUGUUUGUGGAUGCCCCAAAGGGGGGUCUUGUUUCCACUUUUGUGGAAUCUCGUACCUAGCCCUAGCAUUGUUAGUUGGUAUGUGUAUCACGACCCUUUUCGACCUGAUUCAAAACGCCCUUUAGGUAGUUGAGGGUUGGUGUCGCUAAUAUGGCCUUUCGGUUAAUCCGAGUAAAACAUCUAUUGUUCUUUUCACGGAAAGGCGAAACCGUAAUGGCGUUCGACCUUUGCGUCUCUUUGAUUCUGAAAUCGAUGUGACUGAACAGGUAAAGUACGUUGGAGUCAUUCUUGAUUCCAAGCUUUCCUGGACACCUCACAUUGAGUUCAGAAUCAAGAAAGCUUGUUUGGCCUUCGGGCAAUGCCGGCGUACUUUUGGUACAACUUGGGGUCUAAAACCCAAGUAUAUCAAAUGGAUUUACACAACUGUGGUUCGGCCAAUAUCGGCUUAUGGAUGUCUUGUGUGGUGGCAAAAGGGUGAAGUGAGAACGGUCCAAUCAAAAUUAGGCCAUCUCCAAAGGAUGUGCUUAAUGGCGAUGUCUGAACCGUUCUCUUCAACUCCUACGGCAGCACUAGAAGUUCUCUUUGACGUUGUCCCACUACAAAUUCAUCUCAAACAAGAAGCCCUUUUCUGCACUUACCGUCUACGGGUACUCGGUCUACUAGAGGAAACUCCUGUGAACCGCACAUCAACACACACCUCGUUGUUUCCACUUUUAGUGAAUUGGGACAAAAUUGUCCUUGCUCCAAGUGAUCUUACAAUUGCUUGUUAUUUUCCAUAUAGGACAUUUUCCACGAAAUUCCCUUCCCGGGAAGAGUGGACAUCUGGUUAUCUGGAAAGAAGUAUUUCAGACGGCAUCGUAUGUUACAUUGAUGGCUCCCUUCUCGAAGGUCGAGCAGGUGCUGGUGUUUAUUCUCGUGAGCUAAGGCUGUAUCAGUCUUACUCACUUGGUAGACACUGCACCGUUUUUCAGGCCGAAAUCUUUGCUCUUAUGUGCGGAGUGCAAUCAGCACUUCAGCAGCACGUAAUGGGCAAAGUAAAAUACUUCUGUUCAGAUAGCCAGGCUGCUAUUAAAGCACUUGCUUCGGCCAACUCCAGGUCGAAGACAGUUAUCGUGUCGUGUCGAACUCAAAUCGAAGAGCUGAAUUCAGCAAACGCUGUUCACCUUCUAUGGGUACCUGGUCAUUCUUCCAUCGCUGGAAAUGAAUUGGCUGAUGAGUUAGCUCGCUCUGGAGCAUGUAGCACGCAAAUUGCGGCUAAGAGUUUUUCCGUCUUCUGCUUCGUUCCCUGGCUCGAAAAACAGACGGCUUAAGCGCCACCUCCGAAGAGGACCGUCUGUCGAGUUAUGUUUGCCCGGCAAGAAACCCAACCUCAGGGCGGGUUUGUUUUAUAAGAGACCAAAUAGCGAUGUAGGGACGAUACAGAAAACUCAAAAGUAUGGCUAAUCGAGAUAUCUCACCUAUAGAGGUCGCCUUAAGCGAUUCUCAAAAUAUGGUUGAUGCUAACCGUCGUUCUACCAACUCACAAAGACACCACUCACGAGUAUCAUCAUUGGAAGAACUCACCAAUUCAAAUUUUCCUGUUAGCUUCGGACACGUGAGUGGAGAGACUGAUUUCCCAGGCAGUCUACCCUGGCGUACAAAAAGAACUAAAAAACAGGUAGAACGACGCGAACGUGAGAAAUCUCGAAGACCAAAAACUGUUACAUCGGGAAAAGCACUAACAUUCUACAAAAACAGCAUUUGAAGGUAACAAAAAACUAACGAAACAUUUAUUGAAAAUUUGAUAACCUAGGUUUUAUUCGAACAUGUUCCUUUCCAUGCUUUCUCUUCUUCUUCUAGCUUCCCUACUGUGUGUGCGGUUUUAAAUUUGUUCCUAAUCUAAUUUAGUUCUGUCGACAUUUAUCGAACAAGAAUCUUCUCCGAGCUCGGUUAGUGUGUGGAGUUUUCUAACGCAUGCGCAUGGUUAAUUUGAUUGGCUUGGUCUACUCACGGUACCUUUUUAGCUGCUCAUGAAUGCCGUCGGCAAAGAAGAAGCGACGGUGUGGCGGUCGACGGACGGCUUGGUAAAACAGCACGCUAUUCUUAGCGCAUCCUACGGUGGAGGUACUGCGACGAUUGCACCAAAUGCGCGCGACGCGCGGCGGUUUGGAAAGUGCGCCUUUCCCGCUGCCGGUCGCUAAACGGACCGGAUCACCGGCGCAGUUGCUUCUCGGUGUCGAUGACGAUGGGGGUCGUCGAUGGCUCGGUCGGUGUGGUGGCUACUAUAUGAACGCCGAAGGAAAACGUGGGAUUCCGCCGCCUCCGGUGGGUGAAUGUUCCGGUCACCGAAAAAGUUGCUUGAUGGCGUACUGACGAUGGGGGUCGUCGGUGGCUUGGUGGGUACGGUGUCUACCUCAUGAACACCGAACAAAAACGUGGUUUGGCCGCUCUGUCGGAACGGUUGUUCCCUUCCGGCUUUCCCCUCAAACCGGGACUUUUGACGCUGCGACGUGGGGUCGAGAGCGCGUUUGGCGAAAAAGGUGCGGUGUGCCGAGCUUUCGGCCGUGGAUCAAAUCCUAAAUAAAAAGCCGUCGAACGGCUGUUCGACACGUUUAACAAAAAGUUUACUCCACACAACAAAAAUAUCAAUUACCUUUUUCUAUUCACUAACACGCACACACAAUCUAAUUUGACCGCACAUAAACUUUUAACAUAGGUUGUUGAACUUUGCUAUCUAACGGAAAGGAACGAAAAAGUAACAUUUAAUUUAAUCUAAAAGACUUCUCACAUUUUAUAAGUAUUACCAAAUAUAACACACCGCGACACUAAACUUAGAACCCGCACUCUCGCCUCUUUCACGGUCCAGGUCAAAAUGGACGAGUAGAAGUUCUGUAGGUCCUCAGAUAAGGUCGGAUCCCAAGACUUCGUGGCCGGAAAUACGUAAAAUUACCGAAGUAAUUUUACGAUCUUUUCAAACGACAAUUCUCAUCAACCACGAAUGAGAACCGAAUAAAUUGCUAUCUCUUUCACUUUCAUACCCAUCUGAAUGAUCUGUAUCGUUCCAUCUAUUUUUAAAUACCCGAUCUUAUUUUGGUGAGAGGGUUCGGGCUUGAACUAUAAACCUCGAGAUCGUUCGGGUUUCGUGGUGUAGUGGAUAGGGCAGCAGGGAUUUUAUUUGUAUGUAUUAGACUUGAGAAGGCGACUUGCAUGCAAGUUGUAUGCGGGUUUAACGGUGCAUGUCAUUUCGAAUGGUGACAUUGAAUAUCGCAAAACAUUUAUAGUGAACUUUGGAAUUUAGUACAUUUGACAAUGAAAACAAUAAACUGAAUUGAAAAAUAAAUUAACACGAAUAAUAAAUUAACAUUGAAGAACACGAAAAAUAUUUAAUUUAUCAUACAAUUUAUGUACAUUUUAUAUACAUUUUCUAUUAUAUAUUGAAUAAAUCCUAAAAUAAUAUUUACAAAAAAGUGACCAUGCUACAAGCAUCACAUGACUUCAUUGGCCCUGAGCCAGCUAUUCCGAUAUCGAAGUGUUGGAUUAAGCUUCAGAUUCACACCUGGGCUGUCACUCAAUACAGACAAUAUUGGAAUAGUUUGGAGUCAUGUCGUCAAACCAAAUUGUAUAGAGCUGAGCCAUCUCUACGGGUGGCGAAGUAUCUAACUAAUCUGUCUAAGCAGAAUUGCAGCAUGCUGGUCAAAGCAUUGACUGGCCACUGCCGACUCAGCUAUCACAUGGCGAAUAUUCAGCAAGCUGAUUCAUUUGCCUGCGAUAGCUGUGAAUCCGAUUAUGGAACUUCGUAUCAUUUGAUAUGUAACUGUCCAGUUUUCGCGCAACUGCGUUUCCGAGUAUUCGGUAAACACUUAUUAAGUGAAACUGACUUCAGAAACCUGAAUCUUCAGGAUAUUCUGUUGUUCUUAACCCGCUGUGGUAAAGAGCUAUAGGCUCUCUUUCGCUUUAUGCGUUAUUACAGUGCCCUUUUCAGGGCGCUGUUUGAACCCAUUGUGGUACGCUUGUGCGUUAGUACCCUCUUCCAGGGUAUUUUUCCUAUUUCCCUACCUGUCCCUAUCCCCAUCCAAAUCCUUUUCCCUCCCUUUUCCCUCAGGUAGAUGAUGAAAUAGGCUGUUAUUUUGGCGAUGGCACAAAUGUCCCAAAUGGAGGAUAACGUGCCUCUGGAGCCGGCUUUCUGAUACCUGAUACUCCGUCGACAAAUUCCAUGGUAAUGGUUUUGGAAUUUUCUUUAACAACUCCUUUGGAUUCUUUUGAGAGCUGAUCCGGAAAUUCCUUUGACAUUCAUUUAGAAAUCGUUUCUGGAAGUGCCAUCGAAACUCAUUCGGUAUUUUUUGAGAAAUUCUUCAGCAAUGCACAGUGGGAAAAAAUAGGUGUAAAACGCGAAUUAAUUCAACAUCUCUGCUCGGAGUGGAUGAAUUUGAAGGAAUUUUUGACACAAACUGUAAAAAUCUCUAUAGUUUCAGAUAAGGAGGGUGUCAUUCGCCGCACGAUGCUGGAAAUCAGCGUAUUGAGCUCGUUUCACCCCGUUCUCUCUCUCAAACACCUUUUUGAGAAAAUCCUCAUUUAUUCCCGACUGGCGUGCAAAU